AUGGAAGAAGUCUCCAGUGAAAAUCCUCACUUUUGGGGCAGUAUGGACAACUUUUACAGCGAUGAUACGGCUUCUAGCGCUCAUAGAAACUCUGUCUCGAGCCAUAUAUUUUCAAAUAGUUCUAGCGAAACAGUUGGGAACUACGCACCAUCGCCCCGGUUCCAAAAGGCCCUAAAUCCAAUGGUGACCGAUUUCGCCUUCGGAAAUUUCAUAAACAAUGCUUUUCAAGAGAGUUUACCAAUUUAUUCGCCUUCAUCCCAAAUCUCCGCAUCUUCUCUACAAUUUUCGGUUUUGGAACGCACUAAUAGUUCUAGCAGCCUGGACCAAGUGGUCCACAAUGUCUCUACCGAAAAUCCUCAUCACCAGUCAGUUGAAGAGUCUCUCUGGGACCAGUUACAAAAAGGUAAAACUCAGUCAACUUAUUUGUGUGACUGGAUGAAUGCAGUCCUAGAAAUAGACAUGGACCCUUCUCUGCAUGGCUACUCUAAGGUCAUUCAAUCACACAAUAAUGCUCAAUAUACGGACAUAGAAUCCAAUCGCCCUGAGAUUAUGAUAGAAAAUCCAGAUAUUUAUAACCAGAUCCACAUCGCUUUGCGACCCAGAGGUUCCAUCACCAGUACGGAGCCAGCCAUUGAUCAGGAAGAUCCCGAUAACAAGAGCCUACAAGAGAUCACUAGUAAAGAGCGCCGUGGUAGCGGAGGUAGCGAACGGAGGCAAAUAAAACGGAAAACCGCUCCAAAUAAGGAAGAUGAUGGAGCGGGCACUUUCAUGACCAAAAAGCCGAGAUAUAUCUCAAUGAGAGAUAUCAAGGAGACACUAGGAUUUAGUCAUUCCGAUGGAAGGAGUGACAAUGACAACGAAGAAAGCUGCAGCGGUGACGGAGCGGGUUGGCAAAGAAUAUACAGCAACUGGCGGAAGGACAUUGCUAGCAUGGCUGUUGUCUUCGUAUCCCUAGAAGCAUUUACAAAAAGUACAAGAUACAAAGAUUCUGACAUUGACGGCAAUGGCCGGCGACUCAAUGUCAUACACGGCACCUUUAAAUGGCGAGGUUGGAAUGAGAUGUCAGAAAGCGAGCAGAAGGGUUUCUUGAAAUCUGCGUUCCGACUUCCCUGGUUCGGAGUUACCCACUCGUCCGCGAAAAUCGACGAAUGGAUAAAAAAUGGCUUUUCGUCAACUGAGAACAGUGAUGUUAACGCCAUUGUGGACGCUGCAAAAACGGUCAUCCUUGAUGUUUUUAAAAAGAGAAAAGACGGAAUGAAAUCUGCGUAUAUAGAAGCAUACAUCGAUGGCAUCAUCGAAAUGGACGCCAAUGGUAUGAUUUCAGCACGGCUCAAAAGAGACGAGGGAGGGUGCAGGGAUGGCGGUAAAUUUGACCAAAGGACAAAAUCUCACCAAACCAGUAGGUAUUACCUCUAA
This is a messenger RNA of Orbilia oligospora ATCC 24927, 1416 nucleotides long. RefSeq lists its product as uncharacterized. NCBI's taxonomy places the organism in Eukaryota, Fungi, Ascomycota, Orbiliomycetes, Orbiliales, Orbiliaceae. The record is from RefSeq and is a predicted model, not a curated record. The coding region runs from base 1 to 1416 and encodes 471 amino acids. The transcript has 3 exons.